AUAAUUCUUGAGCAUCAGGAUAUUAUUUCUAAUAUAGAAGUGCGUAAUUUAUUAGAAAAUAAAGAAUUUUUUACUACAUGUCAGCAUAUUCGUUCAAUUUGGACUCCUAUUAAAGAAUGUAUUAAUAUACUGAAAUCAAAUACUGCAACCUUAGCUGAUUGCUUUAUUCAUAUGAUUAAGUUAGCAAUAGCAAUAUAUCGGUUACCUAAUCUAAAUCCAUUCAAAAUUCCAGCCAUACAUGUAUUUAAUGUCCGUUAUAUUGAAUUUCAGUAUCCAGCAUAUUUACUUUGUUAUUUUAUACAUCCACAAUAUAGAGGUUGUGGAUUACGCAAUGGGGGAUUCAGAGAUGCUGCUUUAAUUGCAACAAAAUUAUGGCAAAGUCUUGGUUAUGAUAAGCAAGAAAGAAUAGUAAUGACUUUAGAAUCUGACGAGAAAGAAUUAGUUAAUAAUUUUAUUAUUAAUGAUUCAAAUGUUACAUCUUCUAGAAAUACUUUGGUUUUAGAAGAUAUUAUUGAUUUCACUUUACCAAUUUUUGAUAAAGAAUUACAUAGUAAAGAAAAAGAUCAAAAUAAUAUAAUUUUACCCUCCGAUUUAGAAUAUAAUCCAAAAGAUUUAGUUAAUUCUUUUCUUCAAGAAAAUUUAAAUUGA
Funneliformis mosseae is the source of this 648-nucleotide messenger RNA. The record is from the annotation of a GenBank genome assembly. Lineage: Eukaryota; Fungi; Glomeromycota; Glomeromycetes; Glomerales; Glomeraceae.